GACCAAAAGAAUUUUUUAAAAAUGUGAUAAUAGAAUUUGUUAAUUAUUAUAAAUCGGCAAAAGCGUUAAAUUGCCGAAGUUAAAGAAACAAGAAAGUGAUUUAUAUUUGUUAAAUACAAAUAAUUUUUUAAAUAAAAAUGAACAGGGUGGGUUUUAAUUUUAUUAAAACGAAAUGGCGCCUUUUUGUCAAUGCACAUCCGCUAACCAGAGGGGCAAUCACCUAUGCCGUAUUGUGGCCCUUCGGAAGUCUGGUACAACAAACCAUUGAGGGCAGAAAUUACACAAAUUAUGACUGGAAACAAUGCGUGCGAUUUAGUAUAUUCGGUUCUCUGUGGGUAGCACCUACUUUAUACGGUUGGGUGCGACUAAGUACUGCAAUGUGGCCGCAGAUGAGUCUACGCAUAGCCCUCAUGAAAGCCAUAACAGAACAAUUCUCAUACGGACCAUUUGCUUGUGCUACUUUCUUCAUGGGCAUGAGCCUGUUAGAAUUAAAAACUUUUGAAGGGGCAGUUGAAGAGACUAGGAAAAAGUUCUGGCCCACUUAUUAUGUGGGCGUAUGCUUUUGGCCUAUAAUACAAACUAUCAACUUCUCAGUGAUACCCGAACACAACCGUCUUGUAUUCGUAAGCAUUUGUAGUGUUAUGUGGACAAUAUUUCUAGCAUAUAUGAAUAGGAAGACAAUGAAUGCACCACAUAGCGAGAGUUGAUUAUUCCAUAAAGUCACCGAAUCUGCUGAUAAUUUAGCUGGAAACAAAACAAUUGCUUAGUACAAAUUUGACGUUUCAGAAUUUGAAUAUUUGUUGUGUUGUUAUUUCUUAGUUA
Teleopsis dalmanni is the source of this 822-nucleotide messenger RNA. Its product is annotated as mpv17-like protein. The transcript is spliced from 5 exons. Gene Ontology annotation, cellular component: cytoplasm; membrane. NCBI's taxonomy places the organism in Eukaryota, Metazoa, Arthropoda, Insecta, Diptera, Diopsidae. Bases 138 to 707 code for a protein of 189 amino acids. The record is from RefSeq and is a predicted model, not a curated record.